Molecule: messenger RNA, 1881 nt
Organism: Cladocopium goreaui
Lineage: Eukaryota; Dinophyceae; Suessiales; Symbiodiniaceae
Source: the annotation of a GenBank genome assembly
AUGGCUCAGCGACGUAAAAAGAACGCCCCUCCCCCAGGAAAACCAAGCGACGCGGCCCAGGGCCAGCGAUUGCAGAAGGUCCUCGCCGCCGCGGGCAUCGCCAGCCGCCGGGCGUGUGAGGAGUACAUCGUUGCCGGUCGUGUUACGGUCGACGGGGAGAUCGUCACCGAAUUAGGCACGCGUGUUGAUCCUCAAGAGCAGGACAUUGCCGUCGACGGGGUCCGUCUGCGUCGUCCCAAGCUUGUCUACUACGCGGUAAACAAGCCGGUGGGCAUCGUCUCGACGAACAGCGACCCCAGCGGCCGCCCCCGAGUGAUCGACCUGGUGCCUGCGCAAGGUCAGCGGUUAUUCACCGUGGGCCGGCUCGAUAAGUCCAGCGAAGGGCUCAUUCUGGUGACCAACGAUGGAGAACUCGCCCAACGGUUGACCCAUCCACAAUACGAGGUGGAGAAGACCUACGACGUGGUCGUGGCCGGCGAUCUUUCGCCCGCCCAGGCGAAAGAAGUCGAACGGGGCGUUUAUCUUUCCGAUGGCUUAGCCCAGGUGGCGGGGCUGAAAAUCAAGAACCGCGGCCCCAAGAGCACCCGGCUGCAGAUGAUCCUCCGCGAAGGCCGGAAUCGCGAGAUUCGUCGCGUGCUGGCUCGCGUGGGGCACAAGGUGUUGCAGCUUCGUCGGGUUCGCAUCGCUGGCCUGUCCUUGGGCGACCUGCAACCAAGCGAAUUUCGCCAACUCAACGCCGGCGAAGUCUCGAUGCUCCGCCGUUCGGUUCACCGCGCGGCUGCUGAUGCCGCCCCCAGCGAUGCUCGGCGACGGAAACGUCCUGCGAAGAAGAGUGCCGCUAGUUCCGAGGAACGACCCCGCUCCGGUGCUCCAGGCUCCGGGGCAGGGCGGAAGAAAGGCUCCGCAGGCAGUGGACGGAAGAAUAGUGCUUCCACUGGCGGCCGCCCCUCAACUGGCUCGGGUGGAAAGAAGGGCGGCAAGGGACGUCCCAAAAAAUCAAAAACGCCCGGAGGUCGUCCGGCCAAGGGGAAGGGCCGCAAUAAGGCGAUUCAGCUCACCACCACCAUCGAGCAGAACGAACGAAUCGCUCACGACACCUACCGGCUGCGGUUCGAAUGCCCGGAGACGGCACGACGCAUUUUGCCUGGGCAGUUCGUCAUGAUCCGCCUGGCCGGUUUCGACGACCCGCUGCUGGGGCGUCCGCUGGCGCUGUAUGAAGUGAUCAACGACGAUGCCGGCCAGCCCCGGGCGAUCGACGUGGUUUAUCUGGUGAUGGGCAAGCUCACCUCCCGCUUGGCCCAAUGCCAGCCAGGGCAGCCGCUGGAGGUUUGGGGCCCACUGGGAAACGGUUUCACACCGCAGCCGACGGAACACCUAGUGAUGGUGGCCGGCGGUAUCGGACAAACCCCGUUUCUGGCCGUGGCGGCCGAGUACUUGGGCAAACAAUCGUUUGGCGAUCCGGCUCGAGCUUGCCCGGCGGCGAAGCAAGUCACGCUCUGCUACGGGGCCCGUCGGGCAGAUCUGUUGGCCGGUGUCGAAGAUUUCCGCAACCUUGGCGUUGAUGUUCGCAUCAGCACCGACGAUGGAUCGGCCGGGCAUCACGGUCUGGUGACCGAUUUGCUGUCCGAAAUUCUGGGGAACCGGGAAAGCGGCGUCCGUGUCCUCACGUGUGGCCCCGAACCGAUGCUUCAGGCGGUGGCCGACGUGACCGAACUGUUUGAAACCCCUUGCCAGGUUUCGCUGGAAACUCCCAUGGCCUGCGGGAUGGGCAUCUGCUUUAGCUGUGUCGCCAAAGUGCGUGACACCGAUGGUGAGUGGGAUUAUCGCCGCACUUGUGUCGAAGGCCCCGUGUUCGACGCCCGCUCUAUCGUGUUCGACUAG